UUCCUGAUACGCGUGAUCCUCACCCGACGACAACAACCGCCCCACCACCGCUUGCGCGCAGUCAUCAUAUGCGUCCGAACACCGCCCAAACUCAUAGCCGUUAUGAAGCUGUCGACUGUCGCUCGCUGUGCGAUCGCAAACGAAUGCCUGCGCCGAAGAAAACAGCCAUCUUGUGACGCUGCCAAUCGCACUCACCUAGAGCACCAAGUCGAACUCUUAAGCAUCACCAUCGAACAAACGGCAGACGAACAACCAACAGAGGCGCAAUAUCAGCGAGCAUCGACUCAUGUACAAGCUCUCAUCACAUCGACCGCGAACGAGAGAUGCGACACAGGCACAGUCGGCGUCAAGACCAUCGCUUUAGAUAAGAUCAGUAAAGCGCCUAGACAUCUCCGUAAGCCGAGAGUUUGGAGGCCAAUGUUGAGGAGCGAACGCACUGGCAGUACCGUUCUGGCGGCUUUGCAACUCAACGUAGACAGAGGCGCGGUGGCCACGGGAGCAAAUGCUGCACAAAACUCAUGUGCUGAAGGCAUCGGCUUGACUGCACGCGACACUGUCUCAAAGGCGUGGCAAGGGACGACCGACCACGAAUACCAGAUUUUCACCACCUUUUGCUUCCCUGCUAUAAGUGCAUCCGCCCCUCAAUCUCUUCCUCCGACGCCGCACCCUGAAGACGCCAGUGAUACAGCAUCGCCGACCUCAGAUACAACCUUGUUCGAAGACGCGCCUCUAUGCACGCCCAGCCAGCUAAGAUGCGAUGAAGACAUCAGUGCGUACGUAGCUUGCAACGACACAUCAAUGGGAGGAGUGUCCAUCACCUGGACUCCCCAAGUUACAGAGCAAGAAAUCUAUCCUGUCGCUAAACGGCCUCUUCGGCAUCGUCGAUACGUCUCGUCUCGAUCAAGCUUCGGCGUUACUGAAACGCCUCAAAUCCCGUUUCGGUCAAGAUCAAGAACGAACGAUGGCCCGCUGUUAUUCAUGGCAGAUCACUCCAAGGAACCUACAGACAACGCUCCUGGAAUCAGAUACCGUCGUAAAGUCUCCCUGAAUCUUCCAGUCAACUCACACGCUUGCCAGCCAGACGCCGCCCAGCGAUCCCAAAAGUCCGAUAUCAGAAGUUGUACAAAGCGAACGUCUGGCAUUGAGACCGCUUACUACACCACUAUCUUAGAUGCAGUGACCCAAGAAGAACGGGAUCUAGAGUACAAGCAUCGGCAUACAUUCAUUGGAACUGGCUCGUUAGACGACUUCCUGGAGAUUCUGGAGACAACACCUCACCAUACCGCUACCAGAGAUGCCGUUGCUCGGGCAUUCGUACAACUGGCGUCAUCAGAGCAGCUCUACGCUCGACAGUAUUCCGCUAGGACUCAGGGAUGGGAUCUUGUUUCGCGAACAACACUGAACGUCGUAGACGUUACUAGCGUCGAUUACGUUGUACAGUCGCAAGUCAAGCUGGGCUCCAUUACAUUACGGCAAUUGAUGGAGUUGAUGCCGUUCGAUGCAUUCAAUGAGGUGGGUGCAAUGCGUAUCGUAGAGGCGUUUUCCGUUGCUAGCCAUAUGGAUGCGAUGGCAGGUAUAGGCGCACAAAGUAAGGCCAGAGCUUUCAGGAGGUGGAUCGUCGAGCAAGAGAGAGUGGAAGCAGAUUGUUGAGUGCUGCAGAGACGUUGCAGAACGAGGUGCUCCAUCGAACUCCAUGAUAAUGCUCGCGCCUGUGAAUCCAUCAGGCGAAGCAGAGUUGGAGGUACGCGCGCUUUUCCCCACUAUACCCAGUCAUCGUCCUAGCAUCAAUACUCAAAGUCACUGACGUAUUUUCCUACAUACUCAUGUAAUGUUGCUUUCUAGAGACAUUGUGAUCAUAACAGUGAAGCAGCCACGGUUC
Messenger RNA from Alternaria rosae, 1879 nucleotides. RefSeq lists its product as uncharacterized. The record is from RefSeq and is a predicted model, not a curated record. Bases 103 to 1650 code for a protein of 515 amino acids. NCBI's taxonomy places the organism in Eukaryota, Fungi, Ascomycota, Dothideomycetes, Pleosporales, Pleosporaceae. The transcript is spliced from 2 exons.